Molecule: messenger RNA, 726 nt
Organism: Cryptomeria japonica (Japanese cedar)
Lineage: Eukaryota; Viridiplantae; Streptophyta; Pinopsida; Cupressales; Cupressaceae
Product: WUSCHEL-related homeobox 4-like
Exons: 3
Coding region: 1-726 (241 amino acids)
Biological process (GO): plant organ development
Molecular function (GO): DNA-binding transcription factor activity; DNA binding
Source: RefSeq, a predicted model, not a curated record
AUGGGUAAUCUUGAGGAAUUCAGAAGAUUUACAUCGUUUAGGAGCCUUAGCAAGCUCCUUCCCUGCAAUUUCCCAUCCACAUCUAUAAUAACUCCUCCAAAUCAUGCCAAUUCUGAUAAGUCUUCUGAUGAAGAUAUCACAAGCAAAUCUCCAAAUAUGACAAGCAAUAGAAGAUGGAAGCCAACAGUAGAACAACUUGCUAUACUAGAAGAUGUCUACAACAGAGGAAUUCAGAGUCCAAGUUCAGACCAGAUAGACCAGAUUACCUUAUAUCUCCGGGCAUAUGGAGAUAUACAAGGCAAGAAUGUGUUUUACUGGUUUCAAAAUCAUAAGUGGAGCGACAGGCAGAAGAGAAAAAGAAAUCCAGACCAUAAGGCUGCACCUUUAACAAUAAAGAUGUCUUCCUCGUCAUCAAAUGCCAUCACUGGAGAAAAGGAAUCAGCAGGGUUGGAUAAGGAGUGUGCAGUUGAAGAAGUAAACGAGAGUGAACAACUCCCAAGGAAGAGAUUAAAAUUUGAACAAAUAAGAUUGGAUAGAACAGUUUGGAUAAAUAAUAAUGACAAUAUGGGAGAAGGCCCAGAUGAAAUUAUAGUCACCAAAGGACGCCAUGAAGCCGUUGCCUUACAAACUCUGCAACUCUUUCCUCUUCACCCAACUUAUGGAGAUAGAGACAAUAAAAGUGAAAAAUGUGGACGACUAUUCGAUGGAAAUAAAGCUCCAUUGUAA